CACCACCCUUGUCGGAGGUCUCCUUGUUCCUUGUCCCAACCCAGCACUAAAAUUAAGACAACUCAUUCUAUCCCCCGGAAAUUACCAAAAUGGCCUCAACCUCCUCCUCCUCUUCUCUUCUCCAAAUUCAUCUCCCCUUAUUUUGAUCCCUCUCCCCUAGCGCUCGAUUUGGGUCUCUUCCGCUUCCCACGAUAACAUCUCUUUUGAUUGGAUCCAUUUCGAUCGCUGGGGCUCCUUUGUAUUGUAGAAUAUUUUGUGGGUUUGUUUAUUUUUGUGAUAACUUAUUGGAAAGGGGGAGACUUUUUGGGUUUUGAUUUGUAUACAAGAUGUGGAGGGAUCCGGGACUUCCUACUGAUUCUUUUUAUGAGGUCCGGGCUGAGUGCAAUGAUGUGCCAAAGACAAAUUUUAAGAUCAAGAAUGGAAAGACUCUUAGCCAAAGAAGAUGGCAGGCUGCAUUUAGUUCAGAGGGUUACUUAGAUAUAGGACCAACUCUUGCUCGAAUUCAUAGAGGAGGUGUUCAUCCUUCAAUUAGAGGAGAAGUUUGGGAGUUUCUACUUGGCUGUUUUGAUCCUGGAAGCACCUUUGAAGAGCGAGAUCAAAUAAGACAAAGACGAAGAGUACAAUAUGCUAGAUGGAAGGAAGAGUGUCGUGAGAUGGAUUCUCAUGUUGGGAGCGGUAAGAUUAUUACAGCUCCAAUUAUUACAGAUGAUGGUCAACCUAUUCAAGAUCCUUUGGUGCUGCUUCAAGCCGUUCCAAAUCAAGGGGCUCAAGCUUCAGGAAGCAACGGGAAUCUUAGUAGCAAUAAUUCCCAUGUGGACACAGCUCCUCCCAUUACAGACAAAAAAAUAAUCCAAUGGAAACUUACAUUACAUCAAAUUGGUCUUGACGUGCUUCGCACUGACAGAACACUUGUGUUUUACGAGAAGCAAGAAAAUCUCUCAAAACUGUGGGAUAUUCUUGCUGUCUAUGCUUGGAUUGACAAAGAUGUUGGCUACUGUCAAGGAAUGAGUGAUAUUUGCUCUCCGAUGAUAAUUAUUCUCGACAAUGAAGCAGAUUCGUUUUUUUGUUUUGAGCGCUUGAUGCGCAGAUUGCGAGGAAAUUUCAGAUGCACAAACCAAUCUGUCGGGGUCGAGAGUCAACUCCAAAGUUUAGCUGAAAUAACUCAAGUUCUUGACCCAAAGCUUCAUCAGCACCUUGAAACACUAGGUGGGGGUGAUUAUCUAUUCGCAUUUCGUAUGUUUAUGGUAUUAUUUCGCCGAGAGUUCUCAUUUGGAGAUUCUUUGUUUCUUUGGGAGAUGAUGUGGGCUCUGGAAUAUGACCCUGACUUCUUUUCUGUGUAUGAAGCCCAAGAUGUGGGGGUUGGAAAUGACAAAAAGGAUGGAUCUAAAGGGAAAGUAAAAUCAACUCGCCAGCUUGGCAAGUAUGAGCGUGAAAAUAUGAGGUCCAAAAUUGAUGCUCCACUCCCAAUUACAGUUUUUCUUGUUGCUAGUGUCCUCAAGGACAAAAGCGCAAAGCUACUGCAAGAAGCAAGAGGCUUGGACGAUGUUGUCAAGAUUUUGAAUGACAUCACUGGAAACUUGGAUGCUAAAAAAGCUUGUAGUGGAGCACUGAAACUUCACAAGAAGUACUUGAAAAAGGCCAAGAAAUCAUAAUUGAUGAAAUAAAGCUACGAUUCCAUCAUCCUGGAUUCUUCAUCUUGCUACUCGCAGCAGGGUGUUUUUUUCAUAAUUGUUGUCAGCGUGGACGUCUCCAAAUUAACUAUUAUUACACGAAAAAUCCAAGAUAUCAUAUUGUUUGUUGCUUGAGCCCGAAUGAUAUGUAUGAUGAUGUUGUAUUCGUCUUAAUUCAUUGUACACACACAACACUCUGAUUAUACCAUCGUCACAACCACUGUUGUAUC
This is a messenger RNA of Asparagus officinalis (garden asparagus), 1900 nucleotides long. RefSeq names its product TBC1 domain family member 17-like. NCBI's taxonomy places the organism in Eukaryota, Viridiplantae, Streptophyta, Magnoliopsida, Asparagales, Asparagaceae. Gene Ontology annotation, biological process: activation of GTPase activity. The transcript is spliced from 11 exons. Gene Ontology annotation, molecular function: GTPase activator activity. Bases 327 to 1652 code for a protein of 441 amino acids. The record is from RefSeq and is a predicted model, not a curated record.